Messenger RNA from Emiliania huxleyi CCMP1516, 480 nucleotides. RefSeq lists its product as hypothetical. The annotation marks the transcript as partial. The record is from RefSeq and is a predicted model, not a curated record. The transcript is spliced from 2 exons. NCBI's taxonomy places the organism in Eukaryota, Haptophyta, Isochrysidales, Noelaerhabdaceae.
AUGCAAAUUGCUCUGGCGCUCACCGUCGACCGGGCGCGGGCGCUGCUGCGCGGCGGCGCGGACACUUCGGCCGGCGAGCCUUCUGCCCUCGAGCGGGCGCGCGUCCUCUGUUCGUGGGGCGAGUCGGAUCCGACCGCUGCGGCCGUCGGCUCCACCGUCGCAAUCCACUCUCUGGUCUCGCGGCCGUCGAUGAACGGCAAGGUCGGCGUCGUCGUCUCCGCGAGCGCUUCGACGGGACGCUUCGGCGUGCGCGUGGCAGGCGAGGCCAAGGCCCUCGCACUGAGGCGCGCUAUGGUCCCUCCCCCACUCGCCGGAUCCUCGCUUUGGACACGCCCCACGCCUCUGCCCUUCCUCAGGCCGGCCAACCUGGAGCCAGCGGCCGCGGCGGUGGAGGUGGGCAGGCUCAUCGUCAAGGCGGCGGAGUGGUCGCCGCAGUCGCACGAGCUCUUCCCGGAGGCGGCUCGCAAGUGGGCGGUCGCG